AUGAUAAGAUCAACGGUUAAGAAUCUCCUCACUAGGAGACAUUAUCAGCCAAACCUGAAAAGAAAUCCGCCAACCACUUUGCUUUUGAAGCAAAAAAUACGAUUGGCUCAAAAUGUCGACAACACCAGUAAUGAAAGCCCCAUUUCAUUUUCACAGACAAUAUCUGAGGUAUUCAGUGUCUUGCAGCCAAAUGCGCCAGAUCCAGAUGAAGACAAAACCGCCGCUUUGGAACGUGAUCUCCUCUUGACUGAACGUCUAGAUAACGGCGAGCUUAGCGCGAUCAUAAACAAACACUUCCAUCCAUCGUCGUCGUCGUCGCGUAACAAUCAAUUGAUAGACACGGAGGUUUUGUUGCAAAAUUUCCCGAGGCUAAAUGAGAAUGAUCUCGUUCUAUUGAAUUUUGCCAUAGAUGAAAACAUCCAGCGAGAUUGGAAUGGUUUAAAGCAAGACUUCAUUCAACUAUGGUAUUUCAAAUCGUUCGGCUUCAUUGGGCCUCGAUCCCGAUUCGUUCAGACAAACUCACACUCUUCACUGAGGUCCCAAUUCUUGCAACUUCCAUUGAUCGAGUAUAAUUGGUUACUUCUACAGAAUAAUAAAAGUAUAAAUUUAUCGCCUACCAACCUACGAAAGCUGACCGACAUUUUCCAGUUAGAUGAUAAAAAGUUCACUUGGAAAAGCAUAGAUCCGUUCAGUAAGGCUAUAAUCUCAUUUGUCGUUUUCGUUUCCAUAUUUGUGUGGCUUGAUGAAAGUGCAAAACAAAAAAAUAAGAGGCUAUCUGUGGAGAACACCACAAUGCCAGUGUAA
Molecule: messenger RNA, 804 nt
Organism: Saccharomyces kudriavzevii IFO 1802
Lineage: Eukaryota; Fungi; Ascomycota; Saccharomycetes; Saccharomycetales; Saccharomycetaceae
Gene: GEP7
Product: Gep7p
Exons: 1
Coding region: 1-804 (267 amino acids)
Source: RefSeq, a predicted model, not a curated record